GGACGCGGCCGUGUGGCGGCUGUGGCGCGGCAGCCGCAGCGAUGCCGGGCCAGAAAUCCUUCCGGCGGCGCAGGGAGGACGAGGACGAGGAGGAGGAGGACGAGCAGCUCGCCGAGGAGGUCAGGUUAAAACUUGAAGAAGCCAAAGAAGUUCAGAGCCUCAGAAAGCGGCCCAAUGGGGUGAGUGCUGUGGCUCUGCUGGUGGGAGAGAAGCUGCAAGAAGAAGCCACACUUGUGGAUGACCCAUUUAAGAUAAAAUCUGGGGGAAUGGUGGACAUGAAGAAGCUGAAAGAAAGAGGCAAGGACAGGAUUAAUGAAGAGGAAGAUCUGAACCUGGGAACUUCCUUCUCAGCAGAAACCAACAGGCGGGAUGAAGAUGCUGACAUGAUGAAGUACAUUGAGACUGAGCUGAAGAAGAGAAAGGGGAUUGUGGAGAACGAGGAGCAGAAGGUGAAGCUGAAGAAUGCUGAGGACUCCCUGUACGAGCUGCCAGAGAACAUCCGUGUCUCCUCUGCCAAGAAGACUGAGGAGAUGUUGUCCAACCAGAUGCUGAGUGGCAUUCCUGAAGUGGACCUGGGGAUUGAUGCAAAAAUAAAAAACAUCAUCUCAACUGAAGAGGCCAAGGCCAAGCUCCUGGCAGAGCAGCAGAACAAAAAGAAAGACAGCGAAACUUCCUUUGUUCCCACCAACAUGGCUGUUAAUUAUGUCCAGCACAACAGAUUUUAUCAUGAGGAGCUGAAUGCUCCAGUGCGAAGGAACAAGGAGGAGCCAAAGCCGCGUCCCCUGAGGGUGGGAGACACGGAGAGGCCGGAGCCUGAGCGGUCUCCUCCAAAUCGCAAACGUCCCCUCAAUGAAAAAGCCACAGAUGAUUAUCACUAUGAGAAGUUCAAGAAGAUGAACAGGCGAUACUGAUGAAUGUGAAGCCUCUGGAGCUGUUCCUGUUUUCCACCAAUAAAGGAUUUUGUGUCAGAGACCUGCGAUGGAUGUUGGGAAGAGUCACUGCCUUCAGAUGCUGAUGAAGCUCUUCUGUGUGAUCUUGUAGUGAAUCAGUUUGCAGGUGAUUGUGAACUUUUUGGUUGGUGUAACUUUGUAUAUAAAUAUGUUCUUAUAAAUGAAGUUUUUUAAUGGAAAAUGAGCUUUCGUGGUUGGCAAUUUUUAGUGAGGAAACAAAGUGGCUUUUAUAGAUUUUUCUUUUCACCAUCUUAAUACUAAAACAAAGAGAACCUUUAAAAGCAGCAAUGUCGUUUGCUUUGUAAAUGUAAAGCUCUUGAGAGCUUGUCUUCUUGUCCACGUCUUCCCCAGAAGUGCAG
Melozone crissalis (California towhee) is the source of this 1309-nucleotide messenger RNA. It is a transcript of the gene CUNH9orf78, whose product is annotated as chromosome unknown C9orf78 homolog. Gene Ontology annotation, biological process: mRNA splicing, via spliceosome. NCBI's taxonomy places the organism in Eukaryota, Metazoa, Chordata, Aves, Passeriformes, Passerellidae. Gene Ontology annotation, cellular component: spliceosomal complex. The record is from RefSeq and is a predicted model, not a curated record. The transcript is spliced from 9 exons. Bases 42 to 911 code for a protein of 289 amino acids.